This is a messenger RNA of Acanthocheilonema viteae, 396 nucleotides long. The record is from the annotation of a GenBank genome assembly. Lineage: Eukaryota; Metazoa; Nematoda; Chromadorea; Rhabditida; Onchocercidae.
AUGAUGAAAAAGGUCCAAGCCUUCGGACAUCGAUAUAAUGAAUUAUUAUUUGCAAGAGAAGAUGGGAGAAUUGAUGAAGGAGAGCGAAGGUCAGCGAGAAGCUCUCCUGACCCUGAUGGUAACAAAGAGAAAGUGGUACCAGUAGAGUUGAGUAGCCCUGAAGUAAAGGAACUAGUGGAAAUGGUUCGGAAAUUCGUCCUAUGGUGGGACUCAGACUUACCUCAGAGCAAUGAGUUACACUAUCGCAUGCCUAUACGAUUCUUUAUUGCAAUUCAUUUCAUCUAUAAAUUGUUACAUGGUCCUUUGUUCAUCCAUCGAAAUACUCCACUUCGUGGUUUGGUUGGAUUGAGGGUUAUGGCUAGUUCGGAGCUUGGUUGGAUUGAGGGUUAUGGAUAG